AUGGUGAUACAAAAUGACAUAGAUGAAAUGGUUAUGAUCCAAGAGAUUUAAAAGUCAUAUAUAUAGAAUAUGAAAUUCUUAAACAAACAACAAAAGAAGCCAAUCUCUAAGAGGAUUAAUUAAUGGAUCUGCCAAUUUAGAUGA
Messenger RNA from Paramecium sonneborni, 144 nucleotides. NCBI's taxonomy places the organism in Eukaryota, Ciliophora, Oligohymenophorea, Peniculida, Parameciidae. The record is from the annotation of a GenBank genome assembly.